Molecule: messenger RNA, 1914 nt
Organism: Haemonchus placei
Lineage: Eukaryota; Metazoa; Nematoda; Chromadorea; Rhabditida; Trichostrongylidae
Source: the annotation of a GenBank genome assembly
AUGGAGACCAAGGAGGACAACCAGCGCAUGCGCUCGAUCGCAUUCUUUGCGGUAGCCGUCUCGACGGCCGCUGUGAUCGCCUCCGCCAUCACCACCCCCAUGCUGUACAGCUACGUGCAGACUCUCCAAAGUCAGGUCAACGCUGAGACCGAAUUCUGCCGAUUGCGCUCUCGUGAUAUGCUCGUUAGCAUGUAUCAGAUGGCUCCUAAGGGCCGUGCCAAGAGAGGAUGGCUGUUCGGACAGUGGGUACCUGAUGGUGGAGCUGGAGGUGGCGCUGAAUACGGUGGCGCGUCUAACGAGCAGGGCUAUGGGCCAGCUCCCCCACCAAGCAACGGCUACGGUCCCGUUGUCAACGCCGAACCCGAACCACAGUGCUGCACUUGCCAGCAAGGACCAGUCGGACCCGCUGGUCCUCCUGGAGAUGAUGGUAAGGACGGACACGAUGGCGAGAAAGGAGCUGAUGGCAAAAAUGGACGCGACGGUGGCAUUGAAGGUUCUGACGGACUUCAAUCUGAGCCAUGCGUUAUCUGCCCACCUGGACCACCAGGUCCACCUGGAAAUGCUGGUGCUAAGGGACCCCAAGGACCUCGUGGAACUCCUGGACUUUCUGGAGUCGAUGGACGUCGUGGAGAGCCCGGUAUGGUUGGACCUGCUGGACCCGGUGGAGAGCCCGGUGUUAGUGGACCUAAAGGAAAGAAGGGUGAAGAUGGUCACGUCAUCAACGUUAACGGACCACCUGGACCACCUGGACCUCCUGGUCCAAAGGGCCGCAAGGGAGAGCGUGGACCUAAGGGACGUGUCGGAGCCGUUAUUCCUGGCCCACAGGGACCAGUUGGAGACCAAGGAAAGAAGGGUCGCUCUGGACGGAAGGGAGAGAACGGAGGUCCUGGAGGACUCGGAUCCAAGGGACCUGAUGGCGACUGCUUCCACUCGGCUGUUAUCGCCAGUGUCGUCACAUUGCCAAUGCUCUACAGCUAUGUGCAGUCAUUCCAGAGCCAUCUCAUUGUCGAAACCGAGUACUGCAAGAGUCGAGCGAGGGAUAUGUGGGUGGAGAUGCAAGUGUUGCACAAAUCUGGCGUUCCCCGAUCUAAGAGAGAAGCUGCUGGCACGUGGUUAUUUGGACAGUUUGUGCCAGAUGGUGGAGCUGGCGGUGGUGGACAUUACGUAGGCGGCCCCACCUCCGAAGGUGGAGGUGGUGGUGGGGGUGUUGGUGGUGUUGGCGGUGGUGGUGGUGGGAGCAGAGGCGGGGUUCCCUUCGCCAACGCUCCAAACGGUGGCCCAUUGGGCGGCUUCAUUGCUGGUGCUGGUAGCGCCGGCUCAACUUCCAUUGACAUUGGACCAACCUGCUGCCCCUGCCAACAAGGUCCUGCUGGUCCUCCUGGUCCACCGGGAGACGAUGGACAUCCAGGAAACGACGGUCAUGCUGGCGCACACGGAGCUCCAGGAAAAGAAGGUUCCAUCCUACAAUCAGCUCUACCUCCUGCAGAGCCAUGCCUCAUCUGCCCACCUGGACCACAAGGUGCAGUCGGAAUGCAGGGACCAAAGGGACCCCCAGGACCAAAGGGCAAGUCUCACGAGCGCGCUCCUGACGGAAAAGCAGGAGAAACUGGAAUGAUUGGACCACCAGGGCCACCCGGUAUUGUUGGAGAAGCGGGACCUCCAGGACCCCAAGGACAACCAGGUCGCGUUAUUCAGGUUAACGGACCUGCUGGUCCAGCUGGCCCUAGAGGAGAGAAGGGACCACCUGGCCCUAAAGGAGUUCCUGGAGUCAACGGCACGAAUGAACCUGGCGAGCAGGGACCUGCAGGCGCUCAAGGAAAUCCAGGACCCCCCGGCCAGCCUGGACCGCAAGGACCUCAAGGACCACCAGGACCAUUUGGUAAGUUAUUCUCCAAGAAUUCGAUAGUUCAAUAG